Messenger RNA from Fundulus heteroclitus (mummichog), 4583 nucleotides. Its product is annotated as serine/threonine-protein kinase WNK4. Gene Ontology annotation, biological process: intracellular signal transduction; negative regulation of sodium ion transport; protein phosphorylation. The transcript has 24 exons. Bases 358 to 4302 code for a protein of 1314 amino acids. Gene Ontology annotation, molecular function: chloride channel inhibitor activity; protein serine/threonine kinase activity; potassium channel inhibitor activity. Gene Ontology annotation, cellular component: cytosol; cytoplasm. NCBI's taxonomy places the organism in Eukaryota, Metazoa, Chordata, Actinopteri, Cyprinodontiformes, Fundulidae. The record is from RefSeq and is a predicted model, not a curated record.
UCUGUCUUUUAAUUUGUCGGCUCUGCUCCAACUCCAGAACACGUGACUCAAUUUCUAUCAGGCAGGUGACAGGUGUCCGGUGGGCGGAGCUUCCGGCCGCCGGCAGUCUGCUCCGAGCUGAUAGCAUGUACAGAGAUGUCAGGCUGUGACGUCAUAGGAGAAAAAGAAGACGCAGAGGGGGAGGAAGAUUGGAGAACUGAGCUGGACCCAGAUCCGGAUCGAACCACAACCAGAACCUUUCUGCGCUGGAUUCACUGGUUCCGGUCUGAAGCUCGUCAAGGCGGCGCUGAAAGUCGUUGAAGCUCCGCCCACUCCUGUGACCUCACAGGGUCACCUUAAACCAGAUCACAGGUGACAAUGAUGACGUCAACCCCAGACAGCGACACCAAGAAGAGGCCUGAAGAGGAGGAAGACGAAGAAGAGGAGGAGGAAGAGGACGAAGGAUGGAGUCUUCCUCCCGUCUCGGGGAAAGCCUCCGAGGACGACCCAAACAGCCAAUCAGAUGCCGGGGAGAAACCUGCGGCGGGUCUGAGCAUUGGCUGGGACUCUGCCGAGGAGGCGGGAGUCAUGCUGUCCGACUCUACCAGGGAGGAGCUGUCAUGGCAACAGAAGAGGGAGGCGGAGCGUGAUGAAGAGGAGACGAAGGCGGUGGGUUCGUCGCCCGACGGACGAUUCCUGAAAUUCAACAUCGAGAUCGGACGAGGCUCCUUCAAGACAGUUUACAAAGGCCUGGACACCGAGAAGACGGUGGAGGUGGCGUGGUGCGAGCUGCAGACUCACCGUCUGAGCAGGUCCGAGCGCCAGCGCUUCAGUGAGGAGGUGGAGAUGCUGAAGGUCCUGCAGCAUCCCAACAUCGUCCGGUUCUUUGACUCCUGGAAGUCCUCUAAAUGCAUCAUCCUGGUGACGGAGCUCAUGACGUCUGGAACACUCAAAACGUACGUGCGCAGGUUCCGGCCGAUGAAGCUGAAGCUGCUGCAGAGAUGGAGCCUACAGAUCCUGAAAGGUCUUCACUUCCUGCACUCACGCUCGCCACCAAUUCUGCACCGAGACCUUAAAUGUGACAACAUCUUCAUCAACGGCCCCACGGCCUCGGUCAAGAUCGGAGACCUGGGCCUUGCGACUCUCAAGAAAAGCUCAUUUGCCAAGAGUGUCAUCGGUACUCCUGAAUUCAUGGCUCCUGAGAUGUACGAGGAAAAGUAUGAUGAAGCUGUGGACAUUUAUGCCUUUGGUAUGUGCAUGCUGGAGAUGGCAACGUCAGAGUAUCCGUACUCUGAAUGUCAGAACGCCGCCCAGAUCUACCGCAAAGUCACCAAUGGAAUCAAACCGGAUAAUUUUCUUAAAGUGCAAGUCCCAGAACUAAAAGAGAUUAUCGAGGGCUGCAUCCGAACCAACAGCAGCGAGAGGUUUACUGUUCAGGAUCUGCUGGAGCAUCGCUUCUUCCAGGAAAACACGGGCGUUUACGUGGAGCUAGGCGAGGAAGACGAUGGCACAAAGGCGGCGCUGAAGCUCUGGCUCCGGGUGGAAGACAAAAAGAAGCUUCUGGGCAAAUACAAAGACAACAACGCCAUAGAGUUUCUCUUUGAGCUGUACAAAGACGUCCCUGAGGAGGUCGCCCAGGAGAUGGUGAUUCUGGGAUUUGUGCCCAAGGCCGACUACAAGGUGAUUGCCAAGGCGAUCAGAAACCGAGUGACUGCCAUAAAACAGCAGCGGGACAAAAAGAGCCGCCUGCUGGAGGAAGCCAUGAACAAUCUUAAGACAUCGGUUAACAAGAAGGCGACUGAGUCUCCACCGGAUCAAUCCAAGCUGUCCAACCAAAAGCCUGCGUCGGUUUCAAAUGCAUCCGCAUCUGAAAGAGGGACUGAACAGAAUGAUAUUCCCGGGGACACACAAGCCCCGCCCACAACAUCCACGCCAGCAGCGGCGCCGUUGGCGAGCAGCAGCACGGCAGACUCAGGGAUAAGUGUCCUCUCCAGCAAAACCGAAGGCGACGAGGACGAAGACAAGACAACCAGACACGCGUCUCAGUCCUCCGCCGCCUCUGACUGCGAGACAGGAAGCACCUCCAACGUCUCUGCAGGAGCUGCCGAGGCUCCUCCUCCUUUUUCAAACUCCGCCCCCAUCCCUGAGACGCCGCCUCCUGUGAACCUUACACCUUCCAAACCUCCACCUUUCCCCGUCCUGCGCUUCCCAAAGAGCAUUGCCGUUUGCCAAAGUGCUGAGACCCUUCCCGCUAAUUCGCCGUCGUCUGGCUUCUUUUCACCUGUGGACAGCUACUCCUCUGACAUAACCUCAGGUCUGAGUGACGCCAACGACGGCCAGUCGGAUCGGAGCAAGCAGGAAGCAGCCAAACGAGAAGCCACAAAGCAGUUCAGGCGUAGAGCCAGAGCUCGGCUGAGGAUCAUCGGGGUGUCUGAUAAGGUGGACCGAGUGGUGGAGUGUCAGCUGCAGACUCACAACAACAAGAUGGUCACCUUCAAGUUUGACCUGGACGGGGACAAUCCAGAGGACAUCUCGUCUGUGAUGCUCCUCAGGGACUUCAUCCUGCCGUCGGAGAGGGAGGGGUUUAUUAUGCGCAUGUAUGAAAUCAUCAAGAGGGCGGAGCUAAUGAUGCAUCAGCAGCACCCAGCAGACGCAGACAAAGUGGCCCACCUGCCUGCCUCCACCCUGCCUGAAUCCCAGUUAAACAAGGCAACAAAGGGUCUUUUCAGAACAAUGUCCUCGUCCUCUUUACCUGAUAUUGAUGACGGUGAACCUUUGAAAGCUGUGGAUUUCCGCAUUGACACCGAGGCCACGCCCCCCGUCAGACCGCUGAGGUCACAGUCUUUUCAGACCCCAUCAGAUUCCUCCUAUCAGCCCCCCCAGUGGCCCCUCCACUACCCCCACCUAGACUCCAAUACUAAUCACCAACCUCAUCUCCCGCAUGCAGCUCACUAUCGCCUCCCAACUCACCCCUACUCCACCUACACUGCCUCCUUCCCAACCUUGUCCCCCAUCCCCCGACUCCCCCGGGUCCAAAGCAACCCUUCCCUUUUCACCCCCACCUCCUCUCCCUCAGUGCCUCCCCCUCACCAGUGGCCUUCCCCAGACCAACCUUACUUUUCCCUGGCUAACGUGCUCUCUGUGGCCAUGAGUGUGGCUCAGUCCCUCUUGCCCCAGUCCGGGGCCCCCAACCAGGGCUUAUACCCCCAAACCCCACCUCUAACUCCCCCAUUCCCUAACCCCCAGACUGCCCUCCCGUCUUCUGGAUCAUCUUUGGGCUCCGGUCUCCAUCAUCAAAGCCAUUCAUCAUUUUCUAAUUUGUUUGCCAAACAACAAACGUACUCUCCACCAACACAUCAGACACACUCACCUAGGGACAGCCUGCAGGGGGCGCCACACAGCAGGAUCCCAAAAACAUCUCAGCUCAACAGUUCUGUGCGUAAGGCAGGUGCAGGUCCGCCCCCUCGUGGUUCAAGGAGUUCCUCUACUCAAAGUCUGACCAAUCACAGAGAAGAGCUCUCUGACUCAUCGACCUCUUCUUCCACAUCCUCGCCACAUUCACCAACUCCUCGCAAAAUGGUUUCCCCUCCUGUUUCUCCUUCAGGCAGAAUGUCCCCCACCCUUAAAGCGAAGACACCAGCGUUUACAGUUGGUCGUUUCCAAGUGUCACCCUUACAAGGAGGUCCCCCCGCUCAUCAUCAAGAGGCGUCCCCCCAAGACCAGGUCACUCCCCCCACUCCCUCCCUGCCUCCGUCCAAUAAGAGUCAAGCAGGGAACAGCACAGAAAGCAGCACAGAGGAAAGCCAAUCGGAGAGCAGCAACCCCACAGUGACCCUCUCCAUAACCAGCAGCCAUGACAGCCUGUUGGCUCAGGAGAAGCAGACGGGGAGUCGCAGGCUGAGCUUUAGUCUGUGGGAGGGGUCCGGCACCAGCCAAUCACGGAGCCGCUCUGCCACCUACAGCUCUGACGAAUCAGAGGGCGAGGAGAUGUGGGAGGAGCUAAUACAGCUUCGUCAAAGACACCUGGGGCAGGUGCAGAGCCUGCAGGUAAAUCAGAAGCGAGAGAUUGAGGAGCUCUACCGACAAAAGGGAAAAGUCCCGCCACCUGGCAUCGUCCCGCCGGCUUCCAUGUUUAAGUACCGUCAUCGCCGUCUCUCCAACUCUGGAAGCUAUUCCCUGCCUCGCAGAAACAGUCUGCAGAAACCGGAGAUACCGCCCCCUUCAGGCAUCAUGAGGAAGAGCUCAGUCAGUGGCAGCAGCAGUGGAUCUCAGGACAGAGCUCUGAAAGGAGUGACGUUUGCUCCAGGACACAGCUGCAUGUGAGAGGGGAGCUGCUGACCAUCACAGCUGCAGAUCCUGAGAAAGAAGCAACGCCUCCUUUUGGAGGAAAACGAGCUUCAUGCCGAUUCAACCUGAUGGUCUCAGAUCUGAUCUGGAAGCUGCAGGAGAACCUUCUGACACCAGAAGGUCUGGGAGUGUAGAAACAAAGGAAAGCAGCUCAUUAUGAAGGUGUUAGUGAAGUUUAGUGAAUUUCUAGGAGGAAUCCUGUUUCUGAUGCAUAUUUAUAAGAUUAUCGCUCCAUUUUUACUGUUCUGUUGAACAUA